AUGGACCCCAGCAGACCCGCGGACCACCCGAGCGCGUUCCGCAGGCGCACCGCGUCGCUUAGCGAACUGCACGCGCCGCACGACCACCACGACCAGCCUUCGCUGCCCCCCAUUCGCAGCCUCCACCCUUUCCUCAACCCUCCACCUCCGCAACCCUCGUCGAGCCACCCCCCUCACGGGGGCUCUGGCGAGGGCUCGAGCGCGUACGGCUUCUCUGACGCGCCACACUCCUCCUCAAUGCACGCGCACGGCAUGCCGGCACCCGCGUCACUGUCGCACCAGCGGGACCACGACUACUCCAUGGCGGAUUCUGACGCGGAGGACGACCAACAAGGCCCGCCGAAGAAGAAACGCCGGCGACAAGCACUUAGCUGUACUGAAUGCAAGCGACGCAAGAUCAAGUGCGACAGAGUACAUCCCUGCACGCCGUGCUCCCGGCGAGGCGAGCAGGACCGUUGCCACUGGAACAUCAUUGAGCCCACCGAGAAAUAUGUCAGUCGGCAGGAGCACGACGAGCUGAAGGCCCGGGUGGAGCAUCUCGAGGGCCUCGUCCAGCGCUUGCUGUCCGGAACCACGGCCGCUGCCCCGUAUUAUCAAAUGGGCGUGCCUGGGGCCCCGGACAACCCCUCUGCCUACCCCGGCGGGGGCGGGAUGUACCCCCAACAACCGCAUGCGGGGAUGAUGCCGCCCCCUCCACCCCUCAACCUGCCCUACGACGUGCCACACCCAAGCAGCGGAGAGCGCGACCGCGAGCGGGAGCGCGCGCGCGUCUCGCCGUCAGCUGCGACGCGCAGCCCGCCCGUCGCCACCGCCGCGAAGCACUCGCUCGCGUCAAUCACGAGCCCGUACAACGCCGCGGGCCCCGGCCCCGCAGACCCGGUGCCAAAAAACUGCCACGCGCAGACGCUCAAGCUGGGCGAGCGCCUGCGCCACCUGCCCUGCGCGCUGACGCGCGAAGACCCAGCCUCGGCGGUCACGAGCCUCCUGUCAACGCUUACGGGCCCGGCGAGCAGCGCUUCCGCGUGCCACCGACCGCGGGCCGCUAUGGCGAGCAGCGCGAUGCAGGCGAGCGCGUACUAG
This is a messenger RNA of Schizophyllum commune H4-8, 1080 nucleotides long. RefSeq lists its product as uncharacterized. Gene Ontology annotation, cellular component: nucleus. Gene Ontology annotation, molecular function: zinc ion binding; DNA-binding transcription activator activity, RNA polymerase II-specific; RNA polymerase II cis-regulatory region sequence-specific DNA binding. Bases 1 to 1080 code for a protein of 359 amino acids. The record is from RefSeq and is a predicted model, not a curated record. Lineage: Eukaryota; Fungi; Basidiomycota; Agaricomycetes; Agaricales; Schizophyllaceae. Gene Ontology annotation, biological process: regulation of transcription by RNA polymerase II. The transcript is spliced from 4 exons.